CUUUGGCUCCACGUCGACAGUCACCGUACUAAAUAUGAUAUUGGAUUUGAUCGCCCGACUGGACGGCUCUUCACCCAAUAGCUUGGCAACAGCAUCCCAGAGCAAGCCCCAUACAUAUGUUCUAGAGUAUCUACGCCAGGUGAUUGCGAGAUGCGAGGUCCAUCCGCCGCCGCCCUUCAGCCCUAGCCCACCAGGCCCGCUGAAUACGGUCCCGCUACAACUUCAGAGCCUCCUGCUCGAGCGAUACAUUGCAAUGGCCUGGAAGACGCUCCCAUUUCAGUCGCCCCACAGUCUUCAAGCACGUCUACCCAGUCUUUCUGCCCAGCCAAUAUCACAGCUGCAAGCCGAAGAUCAGGCUCUUCGUGCCAUCAUGUUGCCCAUACUCGCUAUCGGGUCCAUUACAACCGGCUACCCGGAACUGGGAGAGAUGCUUAUUGGCGAGGCACAAAGAAAUACAAUCACACCCUACUACCUGGGUGAUAUUCUAGCUUUGCAGAGUGAUUUGUUGAUGAUCCAGUAUCACAUCGACUCAGGCUCCUUCGAAUCCGCCUACUUACGGCUGGGAAUGGCACUUGCAAAACUUCUGGCGGCUGGCAUGGACAAACCAAUGCGUUCCCCUCACGAACAGGCUAUCAUCUCGGCUUUCUGCUGUAAUGAGAGUCUUUUAUGUAUUGCUCUAGGACGAGAAGCUGUCUAUUCUAGCAGCAUCAGAUACCUGCCGCAGAGCGACCAUACCACCAUAGGGUUCAUGCACCCGUUCUAUCGCAUUCUUGCCGAUAUUCAGCGUCUUCACCGUCCUCAAAGCCCGAACUUUAUGGAGCUAUGGAAUGCUUGUUGUGCACUUCACCAGCGUCUUUUGACUUUCUGGUCAUUGGAUGAUCCAUUCCACGCUUCCGAGGACGGAGACGACCUGAAUAUGGGAUCAGUCUUGCUUUUUUACUCAAUCCUUAUUCUAUAUCGACCAUUCUUGAUUCUUCGCGCUCUGGAGAACAAUCGUGAUGUUCAAGGUGACGGGGACCUUAGUGAUAGUUCUGCCGGGCGUGAAAGGGUGAAGAUCAUGUCUAAGACGUGUCAAUACUCCAUUGAUGCUGCAACGAAGACCAUCUCUUUUUUUCAUGGGCUAUAUGAGACGGACUUGAUACAAAAGUACCUCCCUCUGAACGCCUUCUUUCUUGAGAAUGCUUGCUAUGCUUUUAUAAUCGAUAGCCUGUGGGGCGACAGGAGAUCGUUGCAUCUUUCGCACAUCCAAGCCUGCCUGCACUGCAUGGAGCAGACACAGGACCAACCGGUGACUUCCUCGCGGCUUUCUGUUACAAAGGAUAUUCUUGAGCGGACGGGAGUGUUUCCAGCCAGCAACAACCCACUUUCAAGUCUCUCGCCAUCUCAGUCUGGAGUUCUUUGGAUGAACCAAUUCUUGGAGAACCACGUUCUCGGUAAUUAAGAAACAAUAUUCAGCUGUCAAACCCAGUUCGCCUUAAGCUAUAUGUAGCUAGGCUGGAAUCCAUAUCUUUUGUAUGAAGAUAGAAUCCGGGAAACUGCGGGAACCCCAGAUGGACUCGCCGAUGGACCCCGAAAUGUCCGAAACUGAC
Aspergillus aculeatinus CBS 121060 is the source of this 1589-nucleotide messenger RNA. RefSeq names its product fungal specific transcription factor domain-containing protein. The record is from RefSeq and is a predicted model, not a curated record. Gene Ontology annotation, biological process: positive regulation of transcription from RNA polymerase II promoter by galactose. Gene Ontology annotation, cellular component: nucleus. The transcript has 5 exons. NCBI's taxonomy places the organism in Eukaryota, Fungi, Ascomycota, Eurotiomycetes, Eurotiales, Aspergillaceae. Gene Ontology annotation, molecular function: RNA polymerase II cis-regulatory region sequence-specific DNA binding; DNA-binding transcription factor activity, RNA polymerase II-specific. The coding region runs from base 35 to 1441 and encodes 468 amino acids.